Molecule: messenger RNA, 2798 nt
Organism: Exophiala oligosperma
Lineage: Eukaryota; Fungi; Ascomycota; Eurotiomycetes; Chaetothyriales; Herpotrichiellaceae
Exons: 2
Coding region: 156-2582 (808 amino acids)
Biological process (GO): phosphatidylcholine biosynthetic process; phosphatidylethanolamine biosynthetic process
Cellular component (GO): cytoplasm
Molecular function (GO): ethanolamine kinase activity; choline kinase activity
Source: RefSeq, a predicted model, not a curated record
UCUUGUUUUUGUCAAGCCAACUAACUAAUUGUGUUCUGCCUUUACUCUAUCCCUGGAACGCCAGCGCUACAUGAGACCUUCGCUGUUCUGAUAUCCUUUAAAAUUAUUUCAGCAACUGCAUUCCCCCCUCCAGUGGCUAGGAUAGGCAAGUAGCGAUGGCAUCAUCGCCUGGAUUGUCUCCAACAACCACACGUGCUGCACCGUCUCCUGGGCCUGCACUUCAAAAAGGUGUAACCAUAGUAGAGGAACCUGAGCAUAUUGAACCUGAAGAAUACGAUGGAGGUGUCUCCCCCACGCUUGUUCCUUCUCACAGUCCCAAACUUCAUCGGGCUAGUAUAUCAGGCAAGAAGAUGACUGGAAGACCUUCUCUCAAUCCUGCUGGAUCCUCUGCUUCCACUUUGUCACAUCGCAUGUCUUAUCUGAGUCUCGACAAAGCAGAAGGCGAACAAGCUGGGACUCCAAAUGAAAACAAAGCUCCAGAUCUACGUGCAAUGCUCAACCAGGUGGUCGACUGGCUGCAGGACGAAAAAUCGAAAAGACAGAAGCGGAAGCAUCAUCGACAUCAUCUAAUUCUUCAUCAUAGCCACCAUGCGCCAAGUAUGCCUGGAGACCCCCAGUCAGACGACUCCACCCAGGACGCUGAAGGUAGUCAAUCUCUAGCGAAGCUUGAGAACAUCCUCUCGGGAUUCACGUCCUGGUCAGCAUCCAUGCCAAAGUUGUCAUCCAGGGCCUCUGGCACUUUAUCCCGCAAGGGGUCUAUAGCAAGAAAGUUCAAGCGAGCCUCAAUUGUACCCCAAUCUUCAGACACGGAAUUUUUUGGUGACGAUAUACUUGUUCCGAAUGUGGAAGCAUAUCUAGACAACUCAAAAACGCUGGCUUUUACUGGAGGUGGCGCUGAUGUCGACACAAGCGAUGCGGCAAAAAAGCGAGACUAUGAGCAUUGGGUUACCUUUAAGGAGGACAUUCUUCGCCUGACGCAUACCCUCAAGAUCAAGGGCUGGCGCCGUAUUCCGAUGGAAAGGGCAAAAGACAUUGACGUUGUGCGAUUAAGCGGAGCUCUAACCAACGCCGUCUAUGUUGUCCGACCGCCUAAGAAUAUGUCGGAGCAUGGCCACUCGUCAAAUAGUCUGAACACUCUAUCGGAGACGGCUUCUGCAUCGACUACAACCCGUCCUCGACAAGCAUUACAGCUCCUUUUGAGAAUAUACGGUCCUCAAGUCGAGCAUCUGAUCGACCGAGAUGCAGAAUUAUCCAUUCUACGCCGCCUCUCUCGAAAGCGCAUUGGACCCCGUCUGCUCGGCUAUUUCGACAACGGUCGCUUUGAGGAGUUUUUACAUGCAAGGACUUUGACAGCAGAAGAUCUUCGGAUCCCAGAAACAUCAAAGCAGAUUGCGAAGCGAAUGCGUGAGUUGCAUGAAGGCAUCGAAUUGCUUGAAUCAGAGCUUGAGGCUGGGCCUGCAGUCUUCCUCAACUGGGACAAAUGGGUCGAUCGGUGUGAAAAGAUCAUUACCUGGCUUGACAGUCAAAUCCAUCAGGCUGAAAGCGAAAGACAAGCAGGGAUUUCCAAACAAAACUCUACGGUCAAUCUGAGAUACGUUCGAAAUGGUCUGAUUUGUGGGGUUGAAUGGCCUCUCUUCCGCAAGACAUAUGACGCGUACCGAAAACGAUUGAUCGAGGACAGCGGGGGCUUGAAGAAGAUUCGUGACCAUCUAGUUUUUGCUCACAACGAUACACAAUACGGCAAUCUAAUGCGACUGCAACCUUCGGGUACGUCACCAUUGCUUCAGCCCUCGAACCAGCAUAAGCAACUUGUGGUGAUUGAUUUUGAAUAUGCCUCGCAAAACAUGCCUGGGCAGGAGUUUGCGAAUCAUUUUACGGAAUGGUGCUACAACUACCAUCACCCGGAGCACAGCUGGAUGUGUGAUACUAGGAGAUAUCCGAACGAGAGCGAACAAUAUCGUUUUGUCAGGAGCUAUACUAUGCACCGACCACAGUUCUGCCCAGCGGCGAGUUCGACCCCGAAACUAGAAGGCCGUGAUAAGACGAACAUCAGCGAAUUCAUGCUCGAUGCGAGGGCGCCCCCAGGAGGGAGUGUUUCGGGGCAAACUCUCGAACCGGAUUACGAUCGGGAAGAGAAGGAACGGGAGAAGGCACAGGAAGAAGAAAUCCAGAGGUAUCUGGGAGAGACAAGGAUUUGGAGGGCGGCGAACUCGGCGCAAUGGGUUGCUUGGGGCAUCGUGCAGGCCAAGGUGCCUGAACUGGAGGCUUUGGAGGAGAGAAAGGGGAGUCAAGGACAGGGCGACGUUGUGCCCAUGUCCGACCCCUUGAACGAAGAGGAGAAGAAGCUGAAAGAGGCGAGUGAAGCGGAUAGACCUGAAGGUAGGGCGCAAGAAGAGAGUCAUCAUGAAGGUGAUCAGAGUGAAGGUGAAGGUGGUGGAGAGGAACAUGAGGAGUUUGAUUACCUUGCUUAUGCACAAGAUCGAGCCAUGUUUUUCUGGGGCGAUUGUGUGCAAAUGGGAUUGGUCAAGCUUGAAGACUUGCCAGAAGACAUGAGGCAAAGGGUCAAGAUUGUGCCAUGCUGAAUGAGGGAUUAGGGUCAGGAACAAGAACAAGAAACGCUUGAUAUGGACGUUUUUGUGUUUUUGUUGACGAACGGCGGACUUUGCGACAGUCGAAGUUGGAACCAGUGAUUUGACCAUGAUGAUUAUGAUGACGAUGGAAAUAAACGGGGGUGAAUCACUUGUAAUCCUAGUAGUAUUCAAGUAUAGGUGUUUAUGUAUGUAUUGUAGGCAUUUAUG